Molecule: messenger RNA, 1078 nt
Organism: Solanum lycopersicum (tomato)
Lineage: Eukaryota; Viridiplantae; Streptophyta; Magnoliopsida; Solanales; Solanaceae
Product: gamma-glutamyl peptidase 5
Cellular component (GO): cytosol
Source: RefSeq, a predicted model, not a curated record
UUCAUAAGCAAAACAAAAUUGAGAAAAAUCUCCAUCUCUCUCUAGACCUUUCUCUAGAGAGAGAAUCUAUAUCUAUCUAUAUAUAUAUAUAUAUAUAUAUCAGUGAGUGAGAGGAUUUAAGAAGAUUUCUUCUUCUUUAUUUCUGAAAAAUCUGUAAUUAAUUAAUAAUGGAAGGAAAAAAAUUUGCAGUUCUAUUAUGUGCAGAGGAUUCAGAAUACGUGAAGAAGAAAUACGGGGGUUAUUUCGGGGUUUUCGUGAGAAUGCUGGCGGAGGAAGGGGAAACGUGGGACUUUUUCCGGGUGGCUCAUGGCGAGUUUCCGACGGAUGAUGAGAUCGGAGAAUUCGAUGGAUUUGUAAUCACCGGAAGUUGCAAUGACGCGCAUGGUAAUGAUUUGUGGAUCUGCAAGUUACUCAAUCUGCUCAAAAAAAUUGAUUCAAUGAAGAAGAAAGUUUUGGGUAUUUGCUUUGGACACCAGAUAUUAGGACGAUCAUUGGGUGGCACUAUAGAGAGAGCUACUAAUGGUUGGGACAUUGGUGUGACUACUGUUAAUUUAUCAACGUCAAAGCAAUUCAACUCUCUCAAAUUACCUGCAUUUUUGCAAAUUAUCGAGUGUCAUCGCGAUGAGAUCCGUGAACUUCCACCAAAGGCAGAGGUAAUGGCAUGGUCCAACAAAACUGGAAUUGAAAUGUUUAGAUAUGGUGAUCAUAUAAUGGGCAUUCAAGGUCACCCUGAAUACACCAAAGACAUUCUUCUCCAUCUCAUCGAUCGUCUUCUUCAACACAACCUUAUUGAGGAGAGCAUGGCUGAUGUGGCCAAGGCAAAGGUUGAAGAGUGUGAACCAGACAGGGAGCAAUGGAAGAAAUUAUGCAUUAGCUUUCUCAAGGGUAAAUUGUGAUUGCAAUUGGUCAAAAAGUGUAAAUAGGAGAUGAUAUGGUGUUAGAUGAACUUUUAGACUGUUUUGGGACUUUUGAACUUAUUAGACAUCCAUUACAUGUCCUUAUCAACAAUCUUAUAUUAAACUUUUUAACUAUUGAAAUUGAUAACUAAGUUCAAUUGCAAUUGAAUUAUUUUCAUUCA